AUGCUUUGGAAAGUUGCAGAAACACCUUUGGCAAGAACAAAUCACUAUGAUUUGGAUAAUUAUAAGGCAAAGAAGUUUCAUCUCUGCAAUAUUAUGGAGUCUCUUGGUGACGAGGGGCAGACGCAGAGCUGGAGAGAAACAUAUUUGCAAAAAGUCACAGAUGUGGCUCCAAAGUUUGAG
Molecule: messenger RNA, 180 nt
Organism: Podarcis lilfordi (Lilford's wall lizard)
Lineage: Eukaryota; Metazoa; Chordata; Lepidosauria; Squamata; Lacertidae
Source: the annotation of a GenBank genome assembly